UCGGUCGCAACGAGUGACAGCUAACGAAUAAGAUCAACCCGCGGUAGACGACACGGAGUUCCGCGUGUUUAUCGAUAGAUCGGUUAAUUGAGGUAAUCCAACAGUGGAAAUUCCUCAUUGGCCUCUUUCCGGUAAUUUGAGCUUUGAAGUUAAAAAAAAUCAAGUUUUGAGCCAAAAAUUAAGUCAAAGUAAAGUGUGUGAAAAUGUUACAAGCUUCUUUGAAGAGCAGCUGGGUGCUGUCGAAAAUGUUCAAAUUGUUGACAUAUUUCUCACCAAUCACUCUGAUUUUGACGACUAUGAUCGUCGGUGCUGUCUAUGUGUACAACAAACGAAGAGCCCGUCUCGUGAAGCUAAUAGAAAAAAUUCCUGGACCGGCUAGUAUGCCACUUUUGGGCAACAGUUUGCACAUCAACGUGGAUCACGAUGAAAUUUUCAACCGAAUUUUAUCCAUUCGCAAGUUGUACGGACGUCACCAGGGCUUUAGUCGAGCAUGGAAUGGUCCAAUGCCUUAUGUCAUGAUAUCGAAAGCAAGUGCAGUUGAGCCAAUCCUCGGUAGCCCAAGGCACAUCGAAAAAAGUCACGACUACGAGUUCCUCAAGCCAUGGCUCGGCACCGGCCUUCUCACCAGCCAAGGCAAAAAGUGGCACCCCCGACGAAAAAUUCUCACCCCGGCAUUCCAUUUUAAGAUAUUGGAUGACUUCGUUGAUAUUUUCCAGGAACAAAGCGCUGUUUUGGUAAAACGGAUGGAACGGGAACUUGGCAAUGAAGUAGGGUUCAACUGUUUCCCAUACGUAACAUUAUGCACACUGGAUAUCGUAUGUGAAACUGCCAUGGGACGGCUGGUUAACGCUCAAAUGAACUCAGAUUCGGAAUAUGUUAAGGCCGUCUAUCAAAUAGGCAGCAUUGUUCAAAAUCGGCAACAAAAGAUAUGGCUUCAACCGGACUUCAUUUUCAAACGAACUGCAGACUACCGAAAUCACCAGAGAUGUCUUGCCAUAUUGCAUGAGUUUUCCAAUAGAGUUAUCCGAGAACGCAAGGAAGAAAUUCGAAAGCAAAAAGAGUCCAAUAACAAUCCUAAUGAAAGCUCCACGGACUUCAAGUCAACCUUAGAUGGCAAUAAUAAUCCCGAAGAAUUUGGUCGGAAAAAGCGCCUAGCAUUUUUGGACCUAUUAAUCGAGGCAUCCCAAGACGGCACUGUUCUAUCGAACGAAGACAUCCGAGAGGAAGUUGACACAUUUAUGUUUGAAGGCCAUGACACCACAUCUGCUGCCAUAUCGUGGAUUCUACUCCUACUGGGAGCCGAACCCACGAUACAAGAUCGUAUCGUGGAAGAAAUAGAUCGAAUCAUGGACGGCGAUCGAGAACGAUUUCCAUCCAUGAAGGAGCUAAACGAAAUGAAAUAUCUAGAAUGCUGUAUCAAAGAAGGUCUGCGAUUGUAUCCGAGCGUUCCACUUAUCGCCAGAAAGCUUACCGAAGACGUCCAGAUUGAAGACUAUACCAUCCCAGCCGGUACGACGGCGAUGAUUGUAGUUUACCAGCUGCAUCGAAAUCCGGAGGUGUUCCCCAAUCCCGACAAGUUCAACCCAGAUAACUUCCUGCCGGAGAACUGCCGCGGGCGGCACCCCUACGCCUACAUCCCAUUCAGUGCGGGGCCACGAAACUGCAUCGGACAAAAGUUUGCCGUGCUGGAGGAGAAAUCGAUCAUUUCUGCCGUACUACGAAAGUACCGCAUAGAAGCUGUAGAUCGACGGGAAAAUUUAACUCUGCUCGGAGAGUUGAUUCUGAGACCAAAGGACGGCUUACGGAUAAAGAUUAGUCGACGUAAAUAAGUCAAAAAAUGUACAUUAUGUGAUUUGAGUACUUGUUUUAAUUAUAAUCGGUAAUGUAUAGUUUAGGUCUAUUUAAUAAAAUAUGGUGUAUAAAUUUCAUA
Malaya genurostris is the source of this 1930-nucleotide messenger RNA. Its product is annotated as cytochrome P450 4c3-like. NCBI's taxonomy places the organism in Eukaryota, Metazoa, Arthropoda, Insecta, Diptera, Culicidae. Bases 204 to 1829 code for a protein of 541 amino acids. Gene Ontology annotation, molecular function: iron ion binding; oxidoreductase activity, acting on paired donors, with incorporation or reduction of molecular oxygen; monooxygenase activity. The transcript is spliced from 5 exons. The record is from RefSeq and is a predicted model, not a curated record.